This is a messenger RNA of Trichoderma citrinoviride, 3909 nucleotides long. RefSeq lists its product as hypothetical. Gene Ontology annotation, cellular component: RAVE complex. NCBI's taxonomy places the organism in Eukaryota, Fungi, Ascomycota, Sordariomycetes, Hypocreales, Hypocreaceae. The transcript has 8 exons. Bases 1 to 3909 code for a protein of 1302 amino acids. Gene Ontology annotation, biological process: vacuolar acidification. The record is from RefSeq and is a predicted model, not a curated record. Gene Ontology annotation, molecular function: protein binding.
AUGAGCAUCGUCCUGCCGGGUAAGCCGCAGUCAAGACUUCAAGGUCUGGCUAUUGCUUAUUGGAAUAACCUGCACCUCAAUGCAUACGUUACCGGAAAUGCGUUCACCAUCCUCGACGGCCUGCAGACGAUCGUCCAGACAAUCUACGACGAGAAUGAGGACCCGCUGCAGGCCAUAGCCAUCGACGAGUUGACGGGCAAGAUCGCCGUGGCAACGAUAGCGCAGGUCCGGAUAUACAAGCCGUCGGGAGGGUCACAGGAAGAUGUCUUGAAGUGGGCACUCCAAUUUGCCUUUGACAUACCGCACGAUGACACCGAGAUAAUACCAGCCUUGUCUUGGGGCGCUUCAGAAGAGCUUCUAGUUGCAGGCCGUUGCCUCUCCCUAUUCUCCACAGGCGAGCAUCUCGAACACCUAUGGGAGAAGAAGCUCCCUUGCGCCAGCAAACUAGCAGUACUGUCGUAUGACUCUGCCUACAUCGCCUCUCUCUCCCAUCACGACCACCUUCCAAAAGUCUGGCGCCGCUUGACCUAUGGCGCCAAUGACGUCCGAUUCGAUCUGGCGUAUCUCCGCCAUCCAGAUGUUGUUACGAGCAUCAGAUGGCGCAAGCCGUUUCACGUGGAGCAAGCAACAGGCAACGUUUUGUAUACCAGCUGCGUGGAUGGCUUCGUACGUGUGUGGAUUCCCACAGACACGGCAAGCGGUUGGAAGUGGCAGCUCUGGGGAAAGAUCGAUGUUGCCAAGUCGAUGCCAGACAAUGUCUGUCCGCCAGAUCCGUGGCUUGUCUGCUUCAUAGACGGGCGAGACUUCACUGCUUCUGUGGAGAGGGCCAUAGAACAGCGAAUGGCAGAUGACAGUAGCACUGACGAUGUAGCACUGGACCAUCUGGUAGCCAUUGCAAACAGGAGCCCAGAGAUAUGCCUCGCUAUGAACCGGUCGGGGUUUUUGACUGCUUGGGCUCUGGAAAACGUGGGCAGUAACUCGUCGGAUGAGCGCCAGAUUUUCAACAUUGCGCAGACAACAUCGCCGGAACUGGAGAACUUUGCUAGCCUUCUGCCCUCGGACGACUUCGCCCAUCUGGAAGUGGAAACGUACUGCAAUCGGAAAACCGGACAGCUGCGGAUCCUGCUGCACGUUUUUGAUGGUAGGAUAGCGAUUUUCGAAUGCAGCGCCGCUGAUCUGUUCGAUCCCACGGCUAAUGACAAACGGCUGCUGCUCCGCACGAUAUGGACCGGCCACUCUGCCUCGAUCAGGAAGAUAGUGCGCAACUUUAGCGGCCGAGCAGUUGUGUCGAGGACAAAGGAUGGCGAGACUAUCGUGUGGAAUCACGCGCUGACGACCCGGCCGGGAUCCUCCUGGCUGUCUUUCAAUCGUCGCAGCACUAUUCCCGAGAACGGCCACAUCCAUCGUAUUUGUGUUCUUCGCCAGGGGCGGUUCGUCGUUUUCCUCAGAGAGAACGUCAUAUCGCUCUGGGAUUGUCGGCACUCAAAGGGUGCCGUACUUGCCCGUAGGACCUACAAGGCUUCGGGCGACCCCCUCUGUCUCAUCAUCUUACCCAAGCCGCAGCAUGUGCACUACACAACCGCGCAUAUCGCCAUGAUUACCUCCAAGGGGCGCGGGAUCGUCUGGCAGCUCAGUCUUCCGAACUACAUCAAGGAGCCAACGAGCACCCUUGGUGCGGACAUCGAGCAGUUUUGUCUGGUUGACCUCAAAUUGGCCGAAGACUUGAAGUAUGUCCUCCCGGUUGAUCCCGCUGGCUCUGGUCCCAUAUCAUCCGAGUUUCUCGACAUCUUUGCCCGGGAUAUCGCUAUAUCAUGUACUCAUACCGGUCGAAUCGAGCUUUGGACGGCGCGUGUCGACCCGGGACGCAAGACCGUGGGAUGGCUAUCGACGUGCCACGCGGACACAAACUUCUCAGAGCCGGCAUUAGUUAGCGGCAGUAUGCUCAAGAAGGCUGCGAUAGUAAGUUCCAAUAGGUCGAGACUUGCUAUAUGGGAUGUUGGCGGCUCUCGCCUAGAGUUUGACGAGGACUACGAGUCACAAGAUGCUAUCCAGGACCUUGAUUGGACUUCGACCCCUGACGCUCAGUCGAUACUUGCUGUUGGAUUCCAAUACCGCGUCCUUCUGCUGUCUCAAAUGAGGUUUGACUACUUGAACAAGGGCGCAGCCUGGGCGCCAAUCCGUGAGAUCAUCACCCGCGAUCUGACGCCCCAUCCGAUUGGAGACUCAACAUGGCUCGCUCAUGGCCAUCUCCUUAUUGGGGCGGGUAACCAGUUAUUCAUCUACGAUCGACGGGUCGGCAUGGACGAGUCGCCUACUGCCGAUCUCAGACUGCCUCAUCGUCAAGACGGGACAUGGGAUCUCUUCGAGGCAGUGCAGAGAUUUAACGGACCUCUCCCCGUGUUCCACCCUCAGUUCCUCAGUCAAUGCAUUCUCGCAGGAAGGAACAAGCUCGUGCGAAGAAUUCUUGUAGAACUUCAUAAAACCUUGAAGUUCCUUGUCCCAGGAGAGUCCGUGGACGACUAUCUUGGUAUCGACUUGGAAGAGUUCUAUGAGCCGGCCGCGGAAAACAGCAGUCACAAAUUCAACACCGGACUGAGUUAUCUAGAUGCACCCUCCAAGAGUGAGGACGACGACGUUUUCAACGAGGAGGUUGCCACUUCGAUCAACGAAAAGCUCACUCGGUUGGGGAUACCCCAGCUCUCCGGCCACGAGCAGAUUCAAUUGGCAGAUAUCAUCGAGUGCGUAGCACUGGUAGAGCGAGAGCGUCGUUCCAUCGAUGAAAAUGGAGCCCGGUUUAUGCUGUUCUUCAGACAGCACGCGCUUCGGAAAGGCCGCACCAACGAGAUACAGCUCUCAUGGCGAGAAAUCAACUGGGCAUACCACUCGGACAGUCAAGAUAUCCUUUCGGAUUUUGUGUCCCGCCAGAACCACAACGUUUUGCUCUGGGAGCACGCUCGAGAAAGCGGAAUUUUCAUGUGGCUCACCGAUACGCAUCAUUUGCAUCGGCAAUUCGAGGCCGUCGCAAGAAAUGAAUACACAAAGAACGGAAACCGGAGCCCAGUGGAAUGCAGCCUGUUCUACAUAGCACUUCGCAAGAAGACGAUACUGCAGGGGCUCUGGCGAAUGGCCGCGGGAGACAAAGAACAAGCUAACACUCAGAAAUUCCUGGCUCACGAUUUCGACGAGCCAAGAUGGCGCACAGCUGCCCUGAAGAAUGCAUAUGCGCUGUUGAGCAAGCGGCGGUUCAAGUAUGCGGCCGCCUUCUUUCUGUUAGCUGAUCGACUGGACAGUGCCGUCGAGGUCUGUCUCCGGCAAUUGAAGGACCUUCAGCUGGCCAUCGCCAUCACGCGCGUCUAUGAGGGCAACGGCGGGCCUGUGCUGCGGAAACUCUUGCAGGAGGAGGUCUUGUCAGUUGCAGCGCGUGAGGGGAAUCGCUGGCUCGCUUCUUGGGCAUUCUGGAUGCUGGGAAGAAAAGAUAUGGCAGUAAGAGCGCUUGUUACUCCUGUAUACACGCUCCUCGAGACACCUUCUUCGCCGGAUCUUAAAUCGCGGUCUUUCUUGACUGACGAUCCUGCCCUGGUUGUUCUCUAUGCUCAGCUGCGACAACAAACACUACAGACGCUGCGAGGAGCGUCCAAGGUGUCGCCGAAAGCGGAGUGGGAGUUUGUCCUCCAUAGCGCAAAGCUCUACGAUCGAAUGGGCUGUGACCUCCUAGGUCUGAGUUUAGGCGACAUGAACCCAUUGACGCUGUUAAGACGGCGAAGCUCGCUUGUGGUCAACGAUAUGCAUACAUCCGAGCUCCACGCCAAAUUCAUGAACGAGCGGGAGCAGGACAAGCGCCCUGCACCGCCGCCAUCAACGUUUCACGAACCCGACGCUGCUUCAUUGCUCGAUAGUUUUGGUCUGUAG